AUAAUAAUAAAUGGAAUGCAUUGACUCAUAGUGCUGAGAGUGGUAACAAGAAGCUAGUCCAAUACCUCAUUAAUAAUCAUCAACUGCCUCUCACAUCAUUUGCAUUACUUCAAGCUGUACGUAGUACUAAACUAUCAUUAAUUAAAUUAUUAGUUAAUGAAUAUAAACUAGAUCCUCAAGUUAAAGAUGGUGACGGUAUGCAAGGAGUUCAUUUUGCAGCUGAAGUUGGUGCUAUUGAUGUCUUAGAGUAUUUAGUAAAAGAUUGUGGAUGUGAUUUGGAUAGAGUAGGUGGAGAAUACAGCAAGAAUGUGUUUCAUUAUUCUACAUGGAAUGGAAAUUUUUUAUUUAUAAAAUAUAUUAUUAAUAAUUAUCCACAAUAUACUAGUCUAUUACAUUCUACUGAUGAUAUUGAUACCCUACCAAUUCAUUAUGCCUGUAUUAGUGGUGUAAUACAACUAGUGACAUUUCUAAUUGAUGUAAUGAAAUGUGAUGUCACUACUGAAGAUAAGUACGGCUUAACUUGUGUCAUAAGGGCAUGUGAAUCUGGUAAUAUUGAUCUUUUAAAAUUAUUAGUAAAACAAUACAACCUUAAUCCUAGAAUAUUUGGCAGAGCAUCAUCACCAGAAGCUGCAGUGGUACAUGGACAUGUUCAUAUACUAGAAUGGUUUAAACAAGAGUAUCAUAUCAAUGUAGCCUCAUUUAAGAAUGGUGUAUUACCUUUUCAUGCUGCACAAUUCUACCGUUUGUAUUGUUUAAAGCAUUUAUUAAACACUUAUUUAUUUGAUAUUAAUGCCACUGAUUCUAGAGAUGAUACUCAAUCUACACUCCUUCAUAUAGCAUGUCAGAAAGGACAUGUUGCUAUAGUUCUCUACCUCACUAGUCUUCCUCAGUUGGAGGAGCAUCAGUUGGAUCUCACUAUUAAAGAUUACAAUGGAAUGGCUCCAGUUCAUGUAGCCUGUGAAGAAGGAUCAUUGAGUAUAGUCAAGUACAUUAUAGACCAUUCACCAUUAUCUCUUGAUAUGACCGACUCUUUUGGACGUACUCCACUACUUAUUGCAGCUUUCUCUAAGAACCUUCCCAUCAUUCGUUACCUCAACU
This is a messenger RNA of Amphimedon queenslandica, 1098 nucleotides long. RefSeq names its product espin-like protein. The transcript is spliced from 2 exons. NCBI's taxonomy places the organism in Eukaryota, Metazoa, Porifera, Demospongiae, Haplosclerida, Niphatidae. Gene Ontology annotation, molecular function: protein binding. The record is from RefSeq and is a predicted model, not a curated record. The annotation marks the transcript as partial.